AUGGCUUUAUUAAUUGUAGUUAUUAUCUAUCUUGUGAUUAUUCUUGCUACUUCCCAGUCUUGCCAGGCCCCUGAUGACUUUGUGGCUGCCACUUCUCCAGGACACAUCAUGAUUGGAGGUUUGUUCGCCAUUCAUGAAAAAAUGUUGUCCUCAGAAGAACAUCCCAGACGACCUCAAAUUCAGAAGUGUGUUGGCUUUGAAAUAUCAGUCUUUCUUCAAACUCUUGCCAUGAUACACAGCAUUGAGACAAUCAAUAAUUCAACACUGUUAUCUGGAGUCAAACUGGGGUAUGAAAUCUAUGACACUUGUACAGAAGUCACAGUGGCAAUGGCAGCCACUCUAAGGUUUCUUUCUAAAUUCAACUGCUCUAGAGAAACUGUGGCGUUUCAGUGCGACUAUUCCAGCUAUGUGCCAAGGGUUAAAGCUGUCAUAGGUGCUGGCUACUCAGAAAUAACUAUGGCUGUCUCCAGGAUGCUGAACUUACAGCUCAUGCCACAGGUGAGUUAUGAAUCAACCGCAGAAAUCCUAAGUGACAAAAUGCGCUUCCCUUCAUUUUUACGUACUGUACCCAGUGAUUUCUAUCAAACUAAAGCAAUGGCCCACCUGAUUCAGAAAUCUGGAUGGAACUGGAUUGGCAUCAUAACCACAGAUGAUGACUAUGGACGAUUGGCUCUCGACACUUUUGCAAUUCAGGCUGCAGCAAAUAAUGUGUGCAUUGCCUUCAAAGAGGUUUUCCCAGCUGUUCUUUCAGCUAACACCAUCGAAGUCAGGAUCAAUCAGACACUUGAGAAAAUAAUUGCAGAAACUCAGGUUAAUGUCAUUGUGGUAUUUCUGAGGAAAUUCCAUGCUUUCAGUCUCUUCCAUAAAGUCAUUGAAAGGAAUAUAAAUAAGAUCUGGAUUGCUAGUGAUAAUUGGUCAACUGCUGCCAAGAUCAUCACCAUUCCUGACAUUAAAAAGAUUGGCAAAGUCGUGGGCUUUACCUUUCGAAGAGGGAAUAUGUCCUCUUUUCAUUCCUUUCUUCAAACUCUGCAUAUGUAUCUCAAUGAUAACAAUAAACCCCUACGUGAAUAUGCCAUGCUUUUUUCUGCCUGUGAGCAUGUUAAAGACAGUGAAUUGAGUAAAUGCAUUUCCAACUAUUCUCAGGAGAGUUUGACCUACGAAGCUAACAUGAAUGAAAAGAGUAUCUUCAUGAGAAACGACUUCCUUGGGCAGUAUUCAGAGCCAGGACUCAUUCACAGCAUCCAGCUUGCAGUGCUUGCCCUUGGUUAUGCCAUUCGGGAUCUGUGUCGAGUUCGAGACUGCCAGAACCCCAGCACCUUUCAACCAUGGGAGUUACUUGAUGUGCUGAAAAAUGUAACAUUCACUAAUGGAAGGAAUUCAUUUCAUUUUGACACUCAUGGGGACUUGAACACUGGGUAUGAUGUUGUGCUGUGGAAGGAGAUUGAUGGCCACAUGACUAUUGUAAAGAUGGCAGAAUAUGACCUGCAGAAUGAUGUCUUCAUCAUCACAAACCAAGAAACAAAAAAUGAGUUCUGGAAACUUAAGCAAAUUCUAUCUAAAUGCUCCAAAGAAUGCAGUCCAGGACAAAUGAAGAAAACUACAGGAAGUCAGCACAUCUGCUGCUAUGAGUGUGUGAGCUGUCCUGAAAACCACUACAGUAACCAGACAGAUAUGGAUCGCUGCCUUUUAUGCAACAACAAAACUCACUGGGCCCCUGUAAGAAGUGCUAUGUGCUUUGAAAAGGAAGUGGAGUAUCUCAACUGGAACGACUCCUUGGCUAUCCUGCUUGUGGCACUCUCCCUACUGGGAAUUACGUUAGUUCUGGCCAUUGGCAUAAUAUUUACAAGAAAUCUGAACACUCCUGUUGUGAAAUCAUCUGGGGGAUUAAUGGUCUGCUAUGUGAUCCUCCUCUGCCAUUUCCUCAACUUUGCUAGCACAGGCUUUUUCAUUGGAGAACCACAAGACUUCACAUGUAAAACCAGGCAGACACUAUUUGGCGUGAGCUUUACUCUCUGUGUCUCUUGCAUUUUGAUGAAGUCCCUGAAAAUUUUGCUAGCUUUCAGCUUUGAUCCAAAAUUGCAGAACUUCCUGAAGUGCCUAUAUAAACCAGUCCCCAUUGUCCUCACUUGCACUGGCAUCCAGGUGGUCAUUUGCACACUGUGGCUCAUCUUUGCAGAACCUGCUGUGGAGGAGAAUAUCUCCUUGCCCAGAAUCAUUAUCCUGGAAUGUGAGGAGGGAUCCAUACUUGCAUUUGGCACCAUGCUGGGCUAUAUUGCCAUCCUGGCCUUCAUUUGCUUCAUAAUUGCCUUCAAAGGGCGGAAACUACCUGAGAAUUACAAUGAAGCCAAGUUCAUAACAUUUGGCAUGCUUAUUUACUUCAUAGCUUGGAUCACAUUCAUCCCUGUGUAUGCUACCACAUUUGGCAAGUAUUUGCCAGCUGUGGAGAUUAUUGUCAUUUUAAUAUCCAACUAUGGGAUCUUGUGUUGUACAUUCUUUCCCAAGUGCUAUGUUAUCCUUUACAAACAAGAGACUAACACAAAAUCAGCCUUUCUCAAGAUGAUUUAUAGUUACUCCUCUCAUAGUGCAGACAGCCUGGCCAUGAGUCAUGUUUCAAUGGACUCCAUUAAUGACAAUAUCACAAUGACCAAUCCCAGCCUUGGUGACAAGUCUGCAGCCUUGCAGAAAGACAAAGAUCUUCAAGAACAAACACUUGCACACAUAUGCAGAGAAAAUUCUGCAAAUGUGUCUAAAACUUUGCCUCGGAAAAGAAUUUCAAGUAUAUGA
Molecule: messenger RNA, 2784 nt
Organism: Castor canadensis (American beaver)
Lineage: Eukaryota; Metazoa; Chordata; Mammalia; Rodentia; Castoridae
Gene: Gprc6a
Product: G protein-coupled receptor class C group 6 member A
Biological process (GO): G protein-coupled receptor signaling pathway
Cellular component (GO): plasma membrane
Molecular function (GO): G protein-coupled receptor activity
Source: RefSeq, a predicted model, not a curated record